AGGGCAGCAAGGCCCGACCUCCAUUUGUCCCAGCAGCAGCUCAUCAGCAGCUCUCAGUUUGGGACUCACUUCCCUCCCAGCCCUCGCAGCCAGUGGCAGGCAAUGGCAGUGGCUGCAUUUUUUGCUUGUCCUAACUGGUUCAUGAGUGUGGGUGCUACUGGCAUGUAGUGGGUGGAUACAAGGACACUGCUAAGUGAGUCACACUGCACAGGGUGGCAAAUUUCACCUCAUCUCAAGAAAUGUCAUUAGUGCCAAUCUUGAGGGUUCUGGUGUUACAUUCUUUCAGAGUUCACUAACAGAAACAUCUGUUUGCCUGUGUGGGAAACUCUAAAGCUCCACUUGCUUUUCUUCCCUAGAAUUCAGAGCUCAGACAAUGCAGUUCCCUCUAGUGGACACCAGAGGGCAGGACUUCCAAAGAGAACCAGUUUCUGAAACAGUCUGGUGCCACUGAAGGCAGCAUCGUUUGUAGAAAGGCUGUUAAUUCUACAUAUAAAUGGAACUAGCUGUGUAACUUAGUGGUGCUAUAGGUGUGCUGUGCAGUUUGUGAAAUAAACAGUAAGCUAAAAUCAACCCUAAAUGUACCACAGUUAAUUUAAAAAAAAAAUUAAGAAAAAAAAAAAGGCAUAGGUGAUCAAGAGGGUAAUUUUAAUGCUGACUUAAACGAGAGACGCAUUGCUCAUGUGCUCAAAGGGUGCUACUGUUUGAAUGUGCGGUAUGGUUGAGACAUGGUUCUCCCCAGGAAGCUCACAUUGAGGUUUGGGCCCCGUGGGCAGUGUUGUGUCAGGUACUGAAUAGGGAUUAAUGCUUUUCUGUGAGUGAGCGGUUGCUCUGGAGAUGGGCUUCUGUGACACGGUUGUUAGCAGGCCCGACAGCUCCCUUCCAUCACUCAAACCUAUGCUCCUCUACACAAAGUGUCUCUGGCUUACUGCCACAGGCUCUCACCAGAAGCUGAGUGGAUUCCGUUGACAUGUUCUUGGAUGUCUGGAGCUGGAGGCCACAGUUUUUUCUUUUUGUAAAACACCUACCCUCUGGUAUUUUGUGGUAGCAAUUCCACACACAUUCUAAGAAGUGAUCUGGAAUCCAGUGGCUCUUGCUUCAAGUGUUCGUCAAGGUGAGCUGUAGCCUUCAACUUCCUGUCCCAUCCCUCUCAAAGCUACUCAACUAUAUAGGUGACACUGGUCAUCAGCAUCCACUGGAUAAGAAGCUGAGAGUAGAAAGAGAAAGAAGCUGCUGAAGGUUGGCCCAAGUAGCCCUUAGCCCAAACCUCAUAUAGGAAACAAAUGAGAUACAAAAUAUUAAUCCUAGUGCUGUUGGUCUUAAUGUCUCUCUAUGCCCAGUACAGAGAAAACCCUUUCAGCAUAAAUAAACUGCAGAUGACAUAUCAGUGCUGGUCUCUGAAAAACCAACCAGAACUCCAGCUCUCAGACUGGUUUAACGCCACAAUGGACUCUACACAAAUGGGCAAGAGAGUUACUAACUGGUCAGCUCCAAUUGUGUGGACCAACACUUACAAUGAAUUAGUCUUGGCAAAUUAUUAUAAAAAGCAUCCAGUUACCGUGGGGUUGAUCGUGUUUGCAGUGGGAAGAUACCUUUGGUACUACUUGGGUCGCUUUCUGGAAUCUGCUGAUAGGUUUUUCAUGGUCAACCAGAAGGUCAUCAUUUAUAUAAUGUUGGAUGACUUCUCCUACAUGCCAUGGGUAGAUCUGAAUCGCCAUCGGACACUAAAGAUUUUUAAGAUUAAACAAGAGAGGAGGUGGCAAGACAUCAGCAUGAUGCGCAUGAAGAUCAUCAGUGAACACAUUGCAGAUCACAUACAGUAUGAGGUUGACUAUGUCUUCUGCAUGGAUGUGGAUCAGAUGUUCAAAGCCAAGUAUGGUCUGGAGACUCUGGGGGACUCUGUAGCUCAGUUACAUACCUAUUGGUACAAGGAAAACCCAAGCAAAGUACCUUAUGAGAGAAAUGAAUCGUCAGAAGCUUACAUAGCAGUGGGGGAUGGGGACUUUUAUUACCACGCUGCUGUUUUUGGAGGCACAACCACUCAGGUUCUCAAGAUUACCAAGGAGUGUGCCAAAGCAAUUAUGAAAGAUAAAAAAAAUAACAUUGAAGCAGUUUGGCAUGAUGAAAGCCAUUUAAAUAAGUAUUUCUUUCUCCAUAGACCCAGUAAAGUCUUGUCACCAGAAUAUUGCUGGGAUUUAAGUCAGAAUAAGACUUCUGAUAUUAAGACUGUUAAACUUGCUUGGAAUUUUAAGAAUUAUGAACUUCUUAGAAGCCACCUCUAAUUUUAUAGCCCGCCCUUUGCACGUCUGAAAUGGGGAGUAUCCAUUUCCUUGGGAAAUUAGCACCUGGAAUAUUCCAACAAUAAAAAAUAAUCAUUUAGGAAAUGCCAAACCCAGCAACAGAGAACUUAUCUUCAGCUCCCAUUCAUUCUGAAUGACGUAAUAAAGGGCAUAGUCACAGAGAGUGUGCUGAAAUGACAUAAUAAGGGGCAUAGCAACCACAGAGAGUCCGAUGGAAGCAGGUGGACAGUUACAUCUAGAUAUGAACAAGUCCUGACAAGCCGUUUGAUCUCCAUGUUGUCUAUAACUGCUCUUCUGGCACCAAAGCCUCAAUCUGUCAAAAUGUCCAAAAUGUCCUGACUCACUUAAACAGAGAAUACUUUAGGGACAGGAAGGAAUGCAGUAUAAAAAGGAAACACUGUUGCUAAUUCUGCUUGCUGUACUACUGGCACUAAUUCAGCACUACUCCAGGUAAAUAUGUAACCCUGAUGUAUCACAGUUGCUGAGUGACACAGCAGACCGAAAAUGCUGGGCUUUUAUACAAAGGCAUCAAAGCACUCUCGCAUGAUGAUGGAGAACAGAGACCUCAAUGCUUUGACUUUUUUUCAACUGUCAAGAAGUACUGAUCAAAUUCUUCGUGCUAGAACAAAGGAUCACCUACAGAAGAUGUAUGCCUGCUGGUAAGGGUCUUCCUGUGACUGUUCUAAGAACCAUGGAGGGAAAAGUGCUUGCAGCAAAAUGGGUUUCUAAUAGAGAUGCUGUACGGAGAA
Mastomys coucha (southern multimammate mouse) is the source of this 3046-nucleotide messenger RNA. RefSeq names its product N-acetyllactosaminide alpha-1,3-galactosyltransferase-like. The record is from RefSeq and is a predicted model, not a curated record. The transcript has 10 exons. Gene Ontology annotation, molecular function: hexosyltransferase activity. Bases 1281 to 2279 code for a protein of 332 amino acids. NCBI's taxonomy places the organism in Eukaryota, Metazoa, Chordata, Mammalia, Rodentia, Muridae. Gene Ontology annotation, cellular component: Golgi apparatus; membrane; vesicle. Gene Ontology annotation, biological process: carbohydrate metabolic process.